AUGGGGGUCGACCCAUUGUCCCCAAUUGCGCCUGUGCGGCUGAGAGCGCUACUACUCCCAAUCGGCAAAAUCAAGCGAUCUCGAUUUCUGAGCUUCGCAGCCAGACUCCAAGCUGAGAAUGUCGUUCGGCUAGGGGACAUUAGUCCCGAUGCUCGACCAAACCGAAACAUGUUUUCGCCGCUUGCAUUUCCAACAGGAAUGAUACUUUACGAUUUGUCCUUCUCCGUUCCUCCUACGUCGCACCUCGAACUAUUCCCAUUCGAGAUAUACAGGGAGCCUCUCGUGAUUAUCGCAAUCGCGGACGGUACCGAGCUUUCUCCAAGUUCCGGUGCGAACAAGCAAUAUCCAACUCCAGAAGGACUCGAUCAGCUAUUGGAAGAGCUCGGCACAGUGAGGGAGAGGAGUCCGCGAGCAUUGGUGAACCAGCUUCUGGUGUUUGAUUAUGAUGGAUUGGAGAAACUCACUAAUGGUCCGGACAAUGUGCUCUGGGUUCCUCGUCCCGAGGCCUCAAAAGCAACCACAAUGAAAACGGUCCUGUGUGACAUCACGUCAGUCUUGCUAUCGGAACUGGACGAGUUCGCAAAAACGAUUCAAGCUAUUCCAACUAUUGAGUCACCAAAAACAUCCUCAUGGGGUCCAUCUCGAAAUCCGGAACUUCGACCUCGGCCGGUCGAUCGUUUGUUACAUCGGAUGACACUUCCUUCCCAGAUAUCCGCAAAUCCCAAUGGUAUACCUGACACGCCGUCGGACCCCGGUGCUCAAACUCCGAAUUCUGAAACUGCCACAACUUUCGAUGAGAUCACUCGCUCGAUCCAUCUCACGCGUGCCCGUUCCGGUAGCAAGAGUCCGUCAGUGGCAUCAGCUAAGGAGCAUAGCCGCGAGCGAAUGUCAAUUAGCGGCGUGAGCGCAACCGACAGAACGAAAAACCGUAUCAAAGGAAGAGCUGGUGUCGUCAUUGGAACUCUUUUCCUGCAGGCGGGAAGAUGGCAUGAUGCGCUAAAGGAGCUAAUCGAAGCAGUAAGCAAUGCUCGCGCGGGGAGCGAUUAUAUCUGGCAUGGUAAAGCAUUGGAGUCAAUCCUGCUGUGUCUUCUAAUGCUUGGGUGGGCUGGUAUGGAUUUUACAAUUCCUUCGGUCCUUUAUCCCACAGCCGAUAAGUCUUCCAAGUCGCACAGGGAUUCGACAGCUAGUCUUACCGCUGGUAACCGGAUCAUCUCUCUUCAAAAUCUCGCAAACCUGUUACCUGACCUUUCAAACAAUAUCUUGCACCUAUACACCCGGGCCGCCAACAUCACCGAUGAGCCUCUACCGCAAUUGGUGUUCUCUGAAACCGUCAUUCGAUUAUCAAGGCUCAUGGUAUCAGCCCGUGUUCGGGAUGGCUCCUUGGACGAUAAUGCACUGAAACAUAUUGUCAUGAACGAACCUCUCAUUCCCUUACUCAAACCAGAGCUCCCACGUGGAACAGUACUGCUUCGCAAGUCAGAGAUUGCAAAUUUCCUGUAUCGCGCUUUGCCACUCGCUCCGGGUGCUGACCUGCCUGCCACCGAUGCAGUGCCCAUUGUUGUGGGUGUAAUAUCUGUUCUAAAUACGCUUGAUCUGCCUCGGAAGAAAGCUUUCAUAAUGCGUGAGCUUCUUACUGUUAUGGUACCAAGUCUGGUCCAGGCACGGAAGAUUGGUGCUGCAGAGGUAGGAAUUCACCCUGCUGCUGGAUUGGCAUCUCUAAGCGAUACUGCUUUUGAUGUGAAUGCCCUCGAUAUUGGCCCAGGCAAUAUGGAAAAGAGCGUCCGUCUCCUUCUUGCUACCAUUGGUGAAAUAUAUGGCGUCCAGCCCUCUGCAUUCUACGAGUGGGAGAAGCGACAGAGCCGGUCAUCUGCACACGGAGGCUCAGAUGAGUGUCCAGAUUACGAAUCAGUUACUGGCAUUGCGGAGCGAUCAUUCCGACAUGUUGUUUUGGACAGAUACGGUGAUCUCAAUCUCAAGAUCGACGUUCUGAAAGCGUGCAUCAACUGCUGUGAAGCCCUGCCUGAUUUUGAAGGUGUCCUUCGUUUCACAGUUGAACUUUUACAAACUAUCCGAGGCGACUUGAUGCUGGGAGAAUCCAACCAGUUGCCGCCGUAUCUUCCGCGAGAUGAGCAAGUUCGUCUCUUGAAUAACAUUAAGCGUACAGUUGGCGCCGCAAACAGACUAGGUGUAUCCGACAUGACAGCUGAGUACUGGGAUGACUUCCUCAUACGUGAUGUCCAGCUUUUAGCCCUGCCUGAUCCUAGAAGACCUGUUCGACGACUUAAGUCAGAGCUGCAAGCUGUUACCACUCCGUCGGACAAAUCCAAAAAGGAUCCAUUCUUAUACAACCCCUUCGCGAAGCCUAGUAGCAAGGCCCUAGAGGUGCUUACUGUGACUGAUGAAGCUGCCUCAUUUCGAGUCACACUUCAAAAUCCUUACGAGUUCGAGGUCGAGAUUGAACACUUGCAGCUUGAAAGUAAGGGUGUGUCGUUUGAAGGCGUAGCGGAAAAUAUCAUCCUUCCCCCAUUUUCGCUUCAGGACAUUGUUGUCCUUGGCACUGCUCGCGAGGAAGGCAGUCUUACCAUCACUGGAUGUAUUGUUAAAGUACGACAUUGUCGCAUGCGAAGAUUUCCUAUAUUCAAGACUUUUUGGAAACCUGAACCUGAGGUUAAGUUCAAACGAACAGGGUUGGCCUCGAAGAAGCCCCUUUCAGAGCGACCGGUCUCAUGGUCUUCGGAAACUUCCAAGGAUGGGAAAACUUCAGUCAAGAAGGGCCCCGAGACGGAGACAUGCCAGGUGAAGGUUAUUGGUAAGCAACCGUCACUUUUGAUCGAGUCGAUGUCACUUUCACAGUCAGCGAUGAUGGUACUGGAAGGAGAGAUCAAAUCGUUCACCAUAACGCUCCAAAAUACUUCUGCUUGCCCCGUGGACUUUGUUCUAUUCACAUUCCAAGACUCAACGACAAGGCAGCUUCAGUCAGCUCUUAGAAACAAAGAUCUUUUGCCGGUAGAGAUUUACGAGCUUGAACUGAAGCUCACAACUCAACCGGCCCUAUGCUGGCGUCGCGACGGCCCUGAUGCGGAGGACUCCUCGAUUCCUGCAGGUCAGAAGGCCACUUUCACAAUUGAUGUGCUAGGCAAGCCUGGUUUACAAGAUACCACCGUUCAAAUAGACUACUCUUGUCUUGGAACCAAACAGGGCGAACUGCCUGAUAUCUUCUACACCCGGCAGCUGUUUGUACCCUUGACUGUCACAGUGAAUGCAAGCGUGGAAGUUGCCCGCUGUGAUAUUUUGCCAUUCAGUGGUGAUUUUGCCUGGCGAAACCAUAUUGAGUCACCCUCGGACGCUGUCCAAAAGUCAGACCUGCCAUUGGCAGCCACAGAUCAUGAUCCUUUUUCGCAAGUUCUCACCCGCCUUGGAAAUGGAUCUUAUGGCCCAGACCACUGCGUUGUCUUACUCGACCUGCGAAACGCAUGGCCAAGCCCUGUAUCUGUGUGGUUGCGAGUGGGUGAGCAUUCUGCUUUGUCAAAGGAUGAGCAUAAUGGCCAAUACUCCGUCGAUGGACAUCUGCAGCCUGGUCAAGUCUCUCGAUUUGUCCUUGUCCUUCCCCGGGUCUACCUCGACAACCCUCAUGCAUCUAUCCCCGUCGUCAACACAGGUACUCGACGUCAAUUCGUCGUUAGCGCCAAUAAACUCUCCUUUGAAGCGGAGGCAGCUUCUCGGGAAGCGUUCUGGUUCCGAGAGGAGCUCCUAAAAAGAAUGCUAGGAGGCUGGAAAGAAGAAUCUACCGGCCGUGAAGGUACAAUUGACCUCCGAAAUCUUCGUCUUAAUGCUCGCAUGGUUGAAUCCAUUCGCCUUGAGGACGUCGAAAUUACAUUCUCCCUUUCUUCGCCAUCCACCGAUUCCUCCGCAGUUACUCAAACUGGCCGCUCCCGCUUCCAAGCAAAGGCUGACGACCUUCUCACACUGUCUGUGACGAUCCGCAACCGCUCUUCACGUCCUAUCCACCCACUCCUCCGUCUACAGCCUAGCUUGCGACACCAGCCGAAUAAUAUUGCGUUGGAUCUCACGCGUCGUCUCGCAUGGACUGGUAUGCUUCAACAAGCACUUCCCAUUCUACCUAGUGGCGGAUCCACACAGGCUUCUAUUGGCCUAACGGUCCUCUGUCGUGGAGAAUAUGAGGUCGGUGCUAGUGUUGAGGAAGCACGUAUUUUGCGGUCAUUUGAUUCCCAUGAAAAGGGAGAAAAUGAUGCUCCUCAUGAUGAUUUUAUUCAAGAUACCUUUGGUGCUGAUGUGGUUGGAAGACGCCGUAUCUGGCAUGCGAAGGAGACCUGUGUCAUUCAUGCUAAUGGAUUGAUUUGA
Molecule: messenger RNA, 4362 nt
Organism: Penicillium malachiteum
Lineage: Eukaryota; Fungi; Ascomycota; Eurotiomycetes; Eurotiales; Aspergillaceae
Product: TRAPPII-specific subunit TRS120
Exons: 2
Coding region: 1-4362 (1453 amino acids)
Cellular component (GO): trans-Golgi network
Source: RefSeq, a predicted model, not a curated record